Paraglomus occultum is the source of this 993-nucleotide messenger RNA. The record is from the annotation of a GenBank genome assembly. Lineage: Eukaryota; Fungi; Glomeromycota; Glomeromycetes; Paraglomerales; Paraglomeraceae.
AUGGCGACUGAUUCGAUAUCCUUUGAUGAGGAAGAAACUGACAUAUACGCUGAGCAGGGUGACUCUCAACCUACUCCACGUAGUCGAGUCUGUGCAUUCUUAAAGCAGCAUUCCUCUUACGAUGUCUUACCUGUCAGCUAUAGGAUUAUAGUGCUUGACACCUCACUACUCGUUAAAAAGGCGUUGACAGCACUAAUGCAAAACGGAAUAGUUUCUGUACCAUUAUGGGAUUCGACAAGGCAGAAGUUUGCUGGUAUGCUGACGGUCUCCGAUUUCUUAAACUUGAUACAAUAUUAUUAUGAGCGUUCUUCGCACUCGGCAGCGUUGGAGGAAAUAGAGCAGUGUCAGAUACAACAAUUCAGAGAUAUUGAAAGGAAAAUCGGCCUACCUCCACCUCAAAUGCUUUCUAUACAUCCGCUCAAGUCAUUGUAUGAAGCAUGCAAACUGUUGGUAGAGGCACGUGCUCAUAGAUUACCACUAGUGGACGUCGAUUCAGACACUGGGCAAGAAAUGAUCGUAUCUGUACUUACGCAGUAUCGAAUUCUAAAAUUUAUAGCCGUAAAUUGCACAGAGAUCAAACUUCUACGUAAGCCGUUAUCAGAAAUUAAGAUUGGAGUCUACGAAAAUCUUGCAACGGCCAGGCUUUCAACUACAGUAAUUGACGUAAUCAGUAUGUUUGUAGAAAAACGAAUAUCAUCUGUGCCUAUAUUGGACGAACAUGGAGUGGUAAUAAAUGUUUAUGAAACGGUGGAUGUAAUGACAUUAAUUCGUUCGGGGGCAUACUAUGGACUUAAUCUACCAGUUGGAGAGGCAAUGCUAAGGCGAACAGAAGAUUUCCCGGGUGUACAUACAUGCACUUUGAAUGAUAAUUUACAUUCUAUAUUUGAGCUGAUACGAGCAAAACCUGUAUAUCGCCUUAUCGUGGUAGAUUCGGAAAAGAAGCUAAAGGGCAUAGUUUCAUUAUCAGAUAUAAUGCGAUACUUGGUGACUUAG